This is a messenger RNA of Paramecium sonneborni, 348 nucleotides long. Lineage: Eukaryota; Ciliophora; Oligohymenophorea; Peniculida; Parameciidae. The record is from the annotation of a GenBank genome assembly.
AUGGGGAUAAGAAUCAAUCUCAAAUUAUUGUUUGAUAAAAAUAAAAACUAGAGUUAAUUGAAAUUACUAAGUAAUUCAGGCUAUGGUAAGGUUUAAUAUGAAAAGAGAGAUUAAGCUAAUGAGUUGUUGACAGAAAGUUAAGAAAAUGAAGGAAAAGUGCAAUAAAAUUAAAAGUCAUAAAUAAUUGUGAAGAGAUUUAUAAAGAAAGAUACAAAUGAAACAAAAGAGAUGUAAUUUAUGCAUCAAGAAUUUUUGGAUUUCAUUAAAUACUAAUUGAUUUAGAGAAUAAUUGUAAUGUAUAAGUUAAUUAUAAAUAAAUAAAGGAAACUGAAAUAUGUACUAAUUUGA